CACCAGCUCGAAAAGGCCCUCGAAGACAGUGAAUCCACUCGUCUCUCCGAAUCUCGUAGCGUCCGCAACGUGGACCGUACGGUGAAGGACCUACAAACUCAGAUCGAGCGCCGCGACAAGCAAAACGCCUCCGUCAUGGAUGACCUCAACAAGUCCCGCGACAAGAUCUCCAGCCUGCUCGCCACCAUCGACGAUCUCCAAUCCUCCGACUCAACCAACCAACUCGCCGCUAAGCGCGCCGAGCGCGAACUUCGCGAGGAACGAGAAAAAACACUGCGUCUCGAACGCGAACUUGAAGGCUGGAAGAACCUCCGCGUUGAGCGCCGUAGCGUCCUCGGCGUCCCCGGAGCGCCAGCAAGUGAGGCUGGCGACACGCGCUCACGACGAGGCAGCUCCAUCGGCCUCCUAAUGGGUGAAAUGGGUGAAGUCUCUGCAGCCGACAAAGGAAAGUACGGCGGCAGUCUUCGCUCCGGUCUCCGUCGUGUCAGCGGUCAGAAGGGUUUUUUGUAGUAGAUGGGAUCUCUGAGGGGAGGGGAGCAUGGAGAUCCCGGUAUCCUAUCAUGAAGCUGAGCCCGCCGUUGGAAGAAGAAGAGGGCUUUGCAACGAGAGUUGUUGAUGACGCAGUCAGGAACUAUCAGUGGCGGCGCGCCGCUGCUGUUGCUCCGGCUGUCACGCAAAUGGUGGAGUUGGAUGAAAAGGAGUAUAAUACCCUGGCAAAGGUUCUGGGGAAUGAUACACCAAGUGGUUCCCCACUUGAGGGUGAUCAAAUGGAUGUAGAGAUCACGGAUGAUGAGGACGAGGCUAAACCCGGCGAUGAUGGCGACAGUGCUGUUGGCGGUGUCGCCGCUACGGGUACUAUCAAGAGGAAGAGGACGGUUCGUGUUGUAAUCAGGUCGAGGGCGUUUAUUUAG
Molecule: messenger RNA, 911 nt
Organism: Alternaria rosae
Lineage: Eukaryota; Fungi; Ascomycota; Dothideomycetes; Pleosporales; Pleosporaceae
Exons: 1
Source: RefSeq, a predicted model, not a curated record